Molecule: messenger RNA, 2125 nt
Organism: Scleropages formosus (Asian bonytongue)
Lineage: Eukaryota; Metazoa; Chordata; Actinopteri; Osteoglossiformes; Osteoglossidae
Gene: inhbab
Product: inhibin subunit beta Ab
Exons: 2
Coding region: 517-1719 (400 amino acids)
Cellular component (GO): extracellular region
Molecular function (GO): growth factor activity; cytokine activity
Source: RefSeq, a predicted model, not a curated record
GCGAGGGAGCGAGCGAGAGAGAGAGAGCGAGAGAGAGGGUGCCGCUAACCCUGCCCACUUCCACAAAACCAUUCAAACUCCUGCACAGGGAGCACUGCAAGACUCUCCGGAGCUCGGCACAUCCCCAGGGCGCUGCUCGCUCAAACUUUGCGAGGACCAGACAGGAGACCGGCUCUUUGGCCCCUCAGCCCUGCUCAGCCGCACCACGGGGGGCACACCUCCUCCGGCUCCACGUUGCUCCUUCCGCGCCGGGAUUACACUUGUCUCUGAAGUUGCCGAUUAAUUUCAGCCAAACUUUCUGCUCACUCUGCCACUCUCUCCAACGCACACGCGCACACACACACACACGCACACACACGCGCACACACGCACACACCAGCACACGUUUAUUCAUUCGAAGUUAGCAGCACAUCUGUAGUGGUUUUUUUUUUCCUUCUCUCCCUGGUGGAAGGGAGAUCGAGCCGGCGCGUUUCGUUUCGCUCCCUCUUUCGAACCCGCGCUCCUCGCCCGCUCAGGAUGUCCACCUCAGCGCUGCUGCCUGGAAUGUUGUUGCUCAUCUGUGGGAUUUUGGCGGGCCGCUGCUCACCCACACCGACGGGUUCCGCGGCGGGCCAGGGGGCGGCCGAGGGGCCGGCGGCUACGGACUGCCCGUCCUGCGCCCUGGCGAGACUGACCAAGGAGGCGGCCCCUGCCGGCCAGACGGACAUGGUGGAGGCGGUGAAGAGGCACAUCCUCAGCAUGCUGCACCUGAACGCACGGCCCAACAUCACGCAGCCCGUGCCGCGCGCCGCCCUCCUCAACGCCAUCAGGAAGCUACACGUGGGCCGCGUGGGCGAGGACGGCAGCGUGGAGAUCGAGGACGAGGGCCAGAGCCGAGCUGAGAUGGACGAGCUGGCCGAGCAGACCUCCGAAAUCAUCACCUUCGCGGAGCCAGGAGAUUCUCCAGAUGUUGUGACUUUCCAGAUCUCGAAGGAAGGCAGUGAGCUGUCCCUGGUGGAACAGGCCAACGUAUGGCUUUUUCUCAAGUUGGCCAAGACCAACCGCAGCCGCGCCAAGGUAACCAUCCGGCUACUGCAGCGGCGCCAAGGCCCGGACGGCCAGUUCCAGGAGCUGCCCGUGUCGGAGAAGGUGGUGGACACACGGCGCAGCGGUUGGCACACGCUCCCUGUGUCAGGCCCCGUGCAGACCCUUCUGGAACGGGGUGACGGAGUGUUGAGCCUCAAGGUGUCCUGUGCGCAGUGUGCCGAGGCAGGCGCCACAAUCGUGCUGGCGCAGGCCUCUGAACGUGAGCGCGAGCAGUCGCACCGGCCCUUCCUCAUGGUGGUGGUGCGGCAGGCCGGAGACCAGCCGCGGCGGCGCAGCAAGCGGGGUUUGGAGUGCGACGGAAAGAUCCGCAUCUGCUGCAAAAAGCAGUUCCAGGUCAACUUCAAGGAGAUCGGCUGGAACGACUGGAUCAUCGCCCCGUCCGGCUACCACGCCAACUACUGCGAGGGCGACUGCCCCAGCCACGUGGCCAGCAUCACUGGCUCCUCCCUGUCCUUCCAUUCCACGGUGAUCAACCACUACCGCAUGCGUGGCUACAGCUCCUUCAACAACAUCAAAUCCUGCUGCGUGCCCACGAAGCUGAGGGCCAUGUCUAUGCUGUACUACAAUGAAGAGCAGAAGAUCGUGAAGAAAGACAUCCAGAACAUGAUAGUGGAGGAGUGCGGCUGCUCGUAGACAAAAAAAAGAGCGCCAAACACAGACAGUGGCUUCCCCCACGGCACCCUGGGAGCGAGAGGGUGAGGACGACCGUCCACUAGAAAAAAACAGACUCGAAGCUUUUUUUUGAGACUUGUUGACAUAACGCUGAUUUGUUCAGUUGUUAGCAAAUGAGUUUUCUGUAACUCAGAACAGUCUCUGUGGCACUUUCAGAUUAAGAGAAAAAAGAAAAAAGAAGAUACAUAAUAUAUUUUUGUUACAAAAAAAAGACGGUGCGAGAAGGAGAGAGAGUAUUUAUGUGGCCAAGGUGCAGUGUGACUAUCUAGUUGCUCCGCUGCAAUAAAAAGAGAUGCUGACAAGGUGCCUGAAAAAAAAAAAUCUUAACACUAUGCAAUUUGUCAAGUAUUACAGUGUCAUUUCUUUU